ACUUGGAAAUUUGCGCCCCGAAGGACAGUUCUUCAGUCCGCGUUGAGAUGAGAGGUUUUACGCUGAACAGUGUCUGCCAGUGGGGCUUAUUCACGUACCUGGUCUUAUUUUCUGUCAUGACUUUCACUUCUGCUGUUAGUUUCGACCUAACUGAGCUUAGGAAUAAAGUCGCAAAAAUCAAAGUGAAUCCAAGAGGAAAUCUUUGGGCUACGGGACAUUUCAUGGGUAAGAAGAGUGUGAUGGACACCCCCCUGCUGCCUUCAGCUGAGGACCAGGGUGUCGGCGCGCUGGAAGUCACUGUUCCGGCGGAGCAGAACGCGCUCGGGGAGCUUUUCCAAGAGUUUCUGCGGGUGGCGUUGCAAGCGCAGGUGGAUACGCAAGAGAGUCGCUCGAAAAAUCAGGAGUCCGACUUGUUGAUGAAGAUUUUAGAAAACUACAUCCAAAGCAGAAAGUGAUGCAGGGGAUGAAACUCUGGCACCUGUGAUCCCAGGUCACCUGGCCUCAUGGAUUAAAAUAAAUAAAUGAGAAAACAGU
Stegastes partitus (bicolor damselfish) is the source of this 534-nucleotide messenger RNA. RefSeq names its product neuromedin Bb (gene nmbb). The coding region runs from base 48 to 455 and encodes 135 amino acids. NCBI's taxonomy places the organism in Eukaryota, Metazoa, Chordata, Actinopteri, Pomacentridae. Gene Ontology annotation, biological process: neuropeptide signaling pathway; positive regulation of hormone secretion. Gene Ontology annotation, molecular function: neuromedin B receptor binding; neuropeptide hormone activity. The record is from RefSeq and is a predicted model, not a curated record. Gene Ontology annotation, cellular component: neuron projection. The transcript has 3 exons.